Agelaius phoeniceus (red-winged blackbird) is the source of this 298-nucleotide messenger RNA. NCBI's taxonomy places the organism in Eukaryota, Metazoa, Chordata, Aves, Passeriformes, Icteridae. The record is from RefSeq and is a predicted model, not a curated record.
AAAUCGUGUAAAAAUCGCCCCGAGCAGCAGGAGAUGCUGGCGGCCUUCGCCAUGCAGUCGGGCAUGAACCUCGAGUGGUCCCAGAAGUGCCUCCAGGACAACGACUGGGAUUACGGCCAGGCCGGGCCAGGUCUUCACCCAGCUCAAGCUGGAAGGGAAGAUUCCGGAAGUCGCUUUUCUCAAGUGAACGUUGGAGCUCCCCGCCCCCCUCCCCGGGCCCCGGUCCCGUGUUCGAGUCCUUUCGAUGCCCCCGAGUUUUGUAAAUAAACCGAUCGAUUAUUGAUUAUUGAUUAAUUAA